AUGUACAUGUUCCACUUUUUUUGUAUAAUACAAGUUUCUGCAGGCCAAGGAGGAGAGACAAAGCCUGAGACUAAAGAGCUAGCUGAGGAAGCUAAAAAACCUGUGGAGCAGGUGGAGAGUGAAGAGAUUCCAAGGGCAAGUGACAAAGCUGGAAAAUCUGAGGAGAAAGUGGAGAGUGAAGAAAUUCUAAUACCUAGUGAUGAAGCUCAAAAGGCAGAAGAAGAAGAAAAGAAGCGGCUUGAGCCUGACAUGGAGGACACAGAGAAAGCAAGCUUUCUCAGAAAAUUGGAUCAGGUGCUAAAGGCUGGAUCAAGAGGUCAAGGAGGAGAUAUGAAUAGCGGUAAUAAUGGGGGCCCUGCACCAGGAGCAGUAAGCGGCUUUGGUGGUGGGGGAAGUGGAUCAGAGGAUAAUGGUGCAUCAGGCAGAAAUGGUGGGUAUUCUGGGGGAGGUAAUGGUACCCAUGCGAAACAAGGCGGAGGUGGAGGAGGCUCAUAA
Molecule: messenger RNA, 495 nt
Organism: Pocillopora verrucosa
Lineage: Eukaryota; Metazoa; Cnidaria; Anthozoa; Scleractinia; Pocilloporidae
Source: RefSeq, a predicted model, not a curated record